GAGGCGGAUACAUAGGAAGAGAGGGAGGGAGAGAGAACAUCAAAACGAUAGGUAGGCCGAUAAUUCGUAACUCUUCAACCCACGCGACACCCACGUUUCCCCUGUAGGCUCUAAUUCAUUAUUGACAGGGGGAAAUGUACAGUGUGUCGUCCUGCCCCCCCCCCUUGAUAAUACCAUGGCACCGCAGCUGCCAUUUUGUUUUUAUCUUACACGAUAAUAUUUCAAAACUGCAUUGCAUACAUAUGGCAGACAGGCAGAUGGCUGAAUUUGGCAUGCUUAUCCUGGUGAGAUGGAAGGCUAUCUCCCAUCUCCCUGACCGUCACACUGAAACUGGUAUAGCCAUGAGGUAUGCCGAUGUGAAUGUGUCCGCCUUGGCUGGUUGCCGCCGACCGUGGCGAUGACGUCAAAUACUAUUUCAUUCACCGAUUUGAUUUCACGUGCUGUCUCAUUAUUUUCAUUCCCGGCACAGUUCAAAACAAGUCGUUGUACGAUUGGGACUGUCGGCAGACUGCAGACGGUCUGGUCUGAAUGCGCCUUUCAAAGAGGUUCAUCAUUUUGUGAAUGAUUCUACUCUGGAUUACAAUGGAAAGAAUUUUGGACUGAUCAUUGUGAUAGUAAUUUCGAAUAGUAUUAUCUCUGAUCGCACUGGAACUAUUACGGAGACCUCUCCGUCGCUUACUUCACGUGGGUUUCACAUGGUUUUAGAGGCUUUUGUUUUUACAUUCGCAAUAUAACAAGAGACGUUAUUGAACCACGAUGUAAAACGGUGUUUGCAUUAUAGACACUUCUACGAUGGUAAUACCUAACAUGUGUGUCAGAAAAAUCAUUCAAAUCUAUUUUCUCCUUUUCAGCAUCUUAUGUCGUCUUAAUAUUGGCAGAUCUGAAAAUGAUGGAGAUGUGACAUCGCACCGACAAAGAUACAACCAUCCGACGACGGCGGAUCUCGGGAACUAUAUCGUAUGGCAGACAUUGGAAGGUAGUCGACAGGUGACGAUUAAAUCAGGGACAACGUGGAUACAAGAAACUGCAUCAUGGGAAAGAGAAGAGGGACCUCUUGCUGAUUACGUUUUUCGAGAGAUCACAGAUGGGUUAUCGCACGUGGCAGUCGUGUUCGAUGGAUACGGACGAUUAAGGGAAUGUCAAAUCAAUCAAGAUCUAAACAUGAUCGAACAGUUUAUUUUUGACAUAAAAAGCGGCCAUGUUCUUUGUCUUCAAGUUCCAGUCGAAGCAAACCACUUUCUCUUGGAAUUGGGCAAUGAGAAAGAAGAUGACAGUUCACAUGUCCUUUUUACCGACAAGUUUCUUGCAUCUUGGAAGAAUACGUCUUCCGGUGGUAUCCAGGGAUGCAGAAGAUUUUCAAACGUCACCUUUCCUCCGCACCUACUUAGCGCCACAAGCAGAAUGAUCUUCAACUGUCGACGAUUUCUUUCAUCCAUGCAUUCCGACCAUAAUUCGACUACUCUCGACCUAGGUAAUCCGUCGUUCUCCGACAUUCACCUAUCUGGUCGUCGUCGAUCUCGUCGUAGUAUCACCUACCCUGGAACCCUGUGGUGCGGAGCCGGUCAUCGAGCCAAGUCAGAGUAUGCUCUCGGUGACAACACCUUCACCGACCGAUGCUGCAGAUCCCAUGAUUUUUGUCCAAAGGAGAUGCAAAUUCUGGCGUUCAAGACCAAACAUUACCUCACCAAUAAGAACAUGUUUACACUCAGUCAUUGUGCGUGUGAUAAACGAUUUCACAAAUGCCUUCGUCAGGUGCGCAAUGCUGUUUCGUAUGACGUUGGUAAUUGGUAUUUCAACAUCCUACGUUCUAAAUGCUUCGUUGUUCGCCAGAAGAAACAGUGUGUGGAGAAGGAAUGGUGGGGAAAGUGCAAGCGAUAUGAGAAGAGACCUACGGCCUUGUUACGUCAAGCUCAGUCUUUCCCAAAGUCACUGAAGAUGAAUAGAUCAGGUGGACUGAGGAAGAAAUAUCGGAAGGAAGAACCGUGAAAUUCAAAUUUGAUGAGAAUCGAUCAUUCGGUGUUUGUGGAAUAGUUCGGCUUCAUUUGACGUUUGUUUUUGGGAGAAUCAAAACCGCAGCAAUCUACGCAAGAGAAUUAUUGAUCUGUAGAAACCUUCAGUUUUGAUCGUAAAAGAAUGCAGAUCAUGCAGAUGGUGCUUUCCACCCGGCUUUCCAAUAAACUUUUUGGACCCGAUGAUGGAUAUUGUAUUCACGGUGUUUUAUCAGGGUUGAGGCACAUACUGAUCAUCAUACUCCAUUGUUGUUAUAGUCAUUAUUUGAGGUUAUUGUACAUAAUCAAGAAUGAAACAAUCGUAUAUAAAGUGAUUUUUUAAUUAAGUUUGGAAUGUGAACGGCAACUGGGAAUGAUGAUUGGUUACCUAAUUAGCACUACAUGAAGUAGUAGUAGUAGUAUAGUAGUAGUAGUAGUAGUACUACUACUACUACUAGUAGUAGUAGUAGUAGUAGU
This is a messenger RNA of Lytechinus variegatus (green sea urchin), 2465 nucleotides long. RefSeq lists its product as uncharacterized. The transcript is spliced from 2 exons. Gene Ontology annotation, biological process: phospholipid metabolic process; arachidonate secretion. Gene Ontology annotation, molecular function: A2-type glycerophospholipase activity. The record is from RefSeq and is a predicted model, not a curated record. Bases 793 to 1986 code for a protein of 397 amino acids. Lineage: Eukaryota; Metazoa; Echinodermata; Echinoidea; Temnopleuroida; Toxopneustidae.